AUGGAUAAGAUGGCUUCAGCUUCCUUUAUGAAACGAAGAACAAUCCUUGGGAUCCCUAAUGAAGAACCCAUGGACAGAGUACACCAUCCAAGAAACGACUCUGAGAUGGAGAGCCUGAUUUUGCUCCUGGACAAGCCAACUGCUGGACUGGAUCCUUUCUCAAUGCACCUCAUGUGGAACUUCCUAAAGGAGUGGAAAACUACCAACAUGAUCUCUUUUAGUACCCAGUUCAUGAAUGAGGCUGACAUCCUGCCUGAUAGGGAACUGUCUCUGUCUAAUGGGAAGCUCGGAGGUACAAGGUUGUCUUUGUUUCUGAAGCAGAAAUGGGGUAUUGGAUAUCAUUUAAGUUUGCACAGGAAUGAAAGGUGCGAUACAGAGAGAAUUACAUCCCUCAUCACAAAGCACAUCUCAGACGUAAGAUUAACAGCAGAAAGUGAAGAAAAAUUUGUGUAUACUUCACCCCUGGAGAAAACAGACAAGUUUGCAGAUCAUUGCAGAGACCUUGAAAAUUCUUCUGACCAGAGCAUAAUGAAUUUUGGUGUUUCCAUGACAACUCUGAGUGAGAUAUUCUUGAAUCUAAAAGGCAUAUCAGCAAUGGAUGAGCCAGAUUCUGGUGUUGGGAGACUGGUGGAAAUCAAUGUGACCACAGAUACUGGAGUUGAGCCUGAAGUUGAACAGGCUCUUUGUUCUCUUCCUGAAGUGAAAAAAGCCGUCAAUUCUGCAGCUCUGUGGAGAUGA
This is a messenger RNA of Rangifer tarandus platyrhynchus (Svalbard reindeer), 738 nucleotides long. Lineage: Eukaryota; Metazoa; Chordata; Mammalia; Artiodactyla; Cervidae. The record is from the annotation of a GenBank genome assembly.